Messenger RNA from Triticum dicoccoides, 1205 nucleotides. Its product is annotated as protein tesmin/TSO1-like CXC 2. Gene Ontology annotation, biological process: regulation of DNA-templated transcription. Bases 149 to 856 code for a protein of 235 amino acids. The transcript has 7 exons. The record is from RefSeq and is a predicted model, not a curated record. Lineage: Eukaryota; Viridiplantae; Streptophyta; Magnoliopsida; Poales; Poaceae. Gene Ontology annotation, cellular component: nucleus.
UCCGCUUCGCCACCGACCACCAUCCACGCGGGCAGGCCGGGGAGCGGCGACGACGCGGCGCGGCGCGGCCCGGCGGCGACCGCGGCGGCCCCCGCUUCCUCUUCCUCCUCCUCCCCCUCCUCGUCUCGCUAGCUCCUCAUCAUUGGCCAUGAUGCCGCAAUCGCAGAAGUGCUCGUGUGCCAACCACAAUUGCUUCCAUGAGGGUUGUGCUUGUUUCACAAAGGAAGGGGUCUGCUCUAAGGACUGCAAGUGUCGUGGUAAGUGCGAGAACAUCUUGGAUAAUGAAGACACGAUCGCAGAGAAAUUUGCUGAACACACCAAGAACAAAGCUCCUGCCGCUCAAACGCUUCACUCGGGCUCUGUUGUGGCGGUCCUCGCGCCGGAUACCAGGGCUAAGCCAUUCCCAGCACGAAAACCAGGGUCUAGGCCACUGUGCAGCUGUCCCACCUCCCAGUGCGAAAACGGGAACUGCAGAUGUGUCAGGGCUGUCUUGCCUUGCUGUGACCGUUGCAAGUGCAAGGACUGCAGAAAUCGGGGGAAGCUCCAGGAUCUAUUCCCGGGCAGCGGGAUCAAGGAAGAGGUUCCUGCUUCAGGUCCGACCAUGACGACUCGUGGGGCGGCGCAGGCUGCCAAGGAGUCCACCGCUGGGUGUAAAUGCCAAACCGAAUGCGCCAGUCGCUGCGGUUGCGUGAGGCGUAAAAUCAAGUGCACCUCCAAAUGCAAGUGCCAAGUGUGCGGCAAUGACGACGGGAGCAGAUUUCACAAUAAGUCCAAGGCUGGAGCAGGGGGUCAAGGGAGUACUCGCAGGAGCAGCAGCGCCGUCGAAUCGACAGGCAAACGGCCAAAACGCGUUUGAUGACAGCAGGCUUCAGACAUAGCAGAGCAUGAUGCAAGUCACCUUACAUACUUACCAUCCUCAAGACAUACCAGAGCAUGAUGCAAGUCACCUUACCUACUUACCAUCCUCAAGUCACCUCCUGUUGAGAUAUCUCCCACUGUAAAGCACAGCCAGGUUCCUGUAGAUUCCUUGUAAUGGUUGGUUACUCGAAGCAAGCACGGCGAAAACUCCAUGAUCUGCGAUGUCGUUAGCCUCAGAACGUGGUGUUGAUCAGACGGAUAGAUACUUGAGAACAUACAUAUACAUACUCAUGUAGGAAUAUCAGUCGGCGUCUAUACAUACCGCGUGCCUGGAAAGGGUUGGUUCA